This is a messenger RNA of Cercospora beticola, 985 nucleotides long. RefSeq names its product SCO family protein. Gene Ontology annotation, molecular function: copper chaperone activity; copper ion binding. Gene Ontology annotation, biological process: intracellular copper ion homeostasis; mitochondrial respiratory chain complex IV assembly. The record is from RefSeq and is a predicted model, not a curated record. Gene Ontology annotation, cellular component: mitochondrial inner membrane. Lineage: Eukaryota; Fungi; Ascomycota; Dothideomycetes; Mycosphaerellales; Mycosphaerellaceae.
CAUUGACAUCGCCAUCCACCAUGGCUGCACCCCUUCUCAGCUCAAUGCGCUCCGCGCAAUCGAGCAUAUGCAGACAAUGCGCCGCAGCAUCGCGACCGAGAACGCUUUUCACCAACACAGCCAACACUCUCAAACACGAACUCCGCUCACGACCGACAACGACCAUCUCUUCACGUCCCUUCACCUCAUCCACUCCCCGCGCACGCCAAAAAACUGUCCAAGAAGCCAAAUCGCGCUACCGUCUCGGACCCUUCUCCUGGCAAGCCGGCCUCCUCUUCCUCGUCGCAGGCGGAGGUCUAACCCUCUACUUUCGCUACGAAAAAGCCCGCAUGUCCCGCGCUCGCAUCGCCGAAGCCAACAAAGGCAUUGGAAAACCCCUCGUCGGUGGACCUUUCCAUCUCAUCGACCAUCACGGCAACGAAUACACAGAAGAAAACUUGAAAGGGAAAUAUAGUCUCGUGUACUUUGGUUUCACGCAUUGUCCGGAUAUUUGUCCUGAGGAAUUGGAUAAGAUGGCGGGGAUGAUUGAGAGGGUGAAAGAGAAGCAUGGGGAUAAGAUGAGGAGUGUUUUCAUUUCUUGCGAUCCUGCGAGGGAUACGCCGGAGGUUUUGAGGAGGUAUUUGAAGGAGUUUCAUGAGGAUAUUUUGGGGCUGGUGGGGACGUGGGAUGAGGUUAAGGCUGUUUGUAAGGCGUACAGGGUGUAUUUUUCUACGCCGCCGGAUGUGAAGCCUGGGCAGGAUUAUUUGGUGGAUCAUUCGAUUUACUUUUAUUUGAUGGAUCCUGAAGGUGACUUUGUGGAGGCUAUUGGCAGGAAUUUCACUGUUGAUGCUGCGGCCAAGGUCAUCAAUGACCAUAUUGCGGACUGGAAGGGCAAGAUCGACUCGUGAGGGAGCAACUCUGUAUAGCAUGAAGCAUAAUGUAUCGAAUAGUGUACAAACAUGGCAGCUGGGGUGAACGACUCUGCUCUGAGAAUGCCAAAGUGAGU